AUGGUCCCGUGGAGAGGCAGGCUUAAUUUCCGGCAGUACUUGCCGGACAAAUCACACAAAUAUGGUGUGAAAAUAUACAAGCUUUGUUCUCCUGAUGGCUAUACCUGCAAGUUCAAAAUAUACGUAGGUAAAGGUGACAUUACAUCUGGAAAAGGCCACAAACAAAAAAUAAUGCUGCAUCUUAUUCAUGAUUUCUUAGGCCACGGCCGUUUGCUGUACGCUGAUAAUUAUUACAACAGCGUCGAGUUAGCUGAGGCCUUGCUUAAAAGAAAAACUUACCUUUGUGGUACCUUGAGAAAGGAUUUGAAGUCCAAUCCGAAGACUGUUAUAAGCAAGAAAUUGAAAAAGGGUGAAGUGUAUGCGCAGGAGAACAAACAAGGUGUAAAAGUAAUCAGCUGGGUCGACAAGAGGCGAGUAAACUUGAUAAGUACUCGACCUGAGGAUGGGGACAACUUAUUGCCCAGUAAAAAAACCAAUAGAAAUAACGAACCAAUCAUGAAACCUAGCUGUGUUUUAGCUUACAAUGAUGCCAAAAAGGGCGUAGACGUAUCAGACCAAAUGAGUUCGUAUUAUAGCCCAUUGAGAAAAACAUCUAAAUGGUACAAGAAGGUUGCACUAGAGUUAUUGCUGGGUACAUGUGUUGUGAACGCCUUUGUGGUAUUCAACAGUGUUAGGGAAAAGAAAGCUAAAUGGGAUAUGCUAAAAUUCCGAUCUGUUUUUUGUUGGCAAGAAAGCUUGUAG
Messenger RNA from Homalodisca vitripennis (glassy-winged sharpshooter), 741 nucleotides. RefSeq names its product piggyBac transposable element-derived protein 4-like. NCBI's taxonomy places the organism in Eukaryota, Metazoa, Arthropoda, Insecta, Hemiptera, Cicadellidae. The transcript has a single exon. The coding region runs from base 1 to 741 and encodes 246 amino acids. The record is from RefSeq and is a predicted model, not a curated record.